This is a messenger RNA of Chiloscyllium plagiosum (whitespotted bambooshark), 2137 nucleotides long. RefSeq names its product cell surface glycoprotein MUC18. The record is from RefSeq and is a predicted model, not a curated record. Gene Ontology annotation, biological process: cell adhesion. Gene Ontology annotation, cellular component: plasma membrane. NCBI's taxonomy places the organism in Eukaryota, Metazoa, Chordata, Chondrichthyes, Orectolobiformes, Hemiscylliidae.
UUCAGGAAGGAUGUGCCUGUUAAAUUAAACCAAAAACAAGACAAAGCACCCUCUUUUCAAAAAAAAAAUAAAACUCGAUUGAUGACUGCAAUAUUCCCUACAAUAAAACCCCACUUGUUUGAGUCGAAGUGGAAAUGGAGAGAUAAUUCCCCAAAUGUUGGGCACAGACCCGGAACAAAGUUGUAAUAUGAUCACCCCGCCUAGUUCAGGUUACUCGUGAGCAGGUAGUCGCAGGAGUUCUGUCUGCCUUUUGUCUGUCGUGAGGAUAAUUUUGGAAGCGGCGGUGAAAAUGGACCUCUUCUACUCAACAUGCCUUUUGGUGUGCCUUUGUUUCCCAGCGAUUGCAAGUGCAAAAUUGCACGUGUCGAUUAAGGAACCCUCCGGACCAAUUGUGGAAGGGAGCGACGUGAUCUUGCAGUGUUUAGAUGAGGGGCAAGACAUGUCUCACGUCAGAUUCCAGAUGUAUCACAAGUGGCUGCGGUCCUGGUUCAAUAUUGAUACCACCACUUCCUUCCGUUGCUGGUACUACAGUUUCAAUGUCAGCAGAGACAAUGGGGAAUUACUCCUUCGCGUGAAGCAGAUGUACAAAUGGCACGCAGGUCCAUACCGAUGUGUUUCCAAUGGAACUGAUGGCCAACUCAUUUCCAAGAAUAUAACUGUCCCUCUUCAGUAUCUCAACGGCAUAUCCAUCUCUGAACCUGGGAGCGUCUUUAGUCGUUACAUGAGAGACCCACGCGUUGUGAGGGUGAUGCGUGGAAAGGAUGUUGAGGUCAAAUGUUGUGCAAGCUCAUCUGAGCCACCAAUGUACCAAUGGAAGAGAAAGGACAAUGAGUGGAUUUAUCCAAACAGCAACCUGAAGAUUGUGACGAUCACUCCCGAACAAGGUGGAAUCUACACUUGCACAGCCACUCACCCUUCACUCCCAAGUCUGACCCAGUCCAAAUCUGUUCUGAUUGAGGUUGUGGAAGAACCACUGAGCUCACUGCAACUGAGUGACAUGAACCUGAUUCUAGCAAUAGCGAUUCCAGCUGGGGUCCUCUUCUUGGUGAUUAUCGGCAUCAUCGCUUACAAAUGCAAAGCGAAGAGGAAUGAAAAAGGGAUGACUCUUCUGGACAACCAGGUCAGCAAGACCCCUAUCUGGAAGGGGAGUGACUCAUCCAUUCCCUACUGUGUGACUGACUCUGUUCCUCUGGUCAUGUGAAUCGCUAACCAGGUAGGAAGCCUUUGAGAACGAGGUGGGUGGUCACAAUGUUGAUCGAGCUGAGGAAUUUGAAUAGCUUUCAUCUCUUAGCUACUUUCGCCUCACAAUCGUGGGGGUUGUGCAAAUCUUACAAAUUGUUAAAUCACAAUUAUUUUUAUCAAGGCUACAGUGUCCUUUUUCUGAUGAAGUGUACUGGCAGAGGAGGCAGUGUUGCAGAUUGUCUUUUAGAUGAAGGCGAGUGAGGAAUCCUCAGAAGACAUUUGAGAUUAUUUUGUUGGAAAGUUGGGACCAGGCAUUAAAAACAAAAUUGUUGACAAGUUUCCCAUCUGUUAUUUCACCCCAUGGCCAACAGAUGGUGCCACUGGGGAUGGUGGUGGCCCCCUCUGUUGGUGGCAGUUAAGUACAGCGCUUCACUUGAAAGCAAAUUAAACAUUAAAAAUAUUCAGUCAAUAGAUAUUUCAGAUGAGCCUGUAACUAAAAUUGACAUGUUCCUGCGGAUCCAGAGAUAUUCCCUGAAACGCCCAUCAGUUGAAAUGCCCAUCAGCCAUGAUUGAAUGGCAGAGUGGACUCGAUGGGCCGAAUGGCCUUACUUCCACACCUAUGUCUUAUGGUCUUAUCCCUGUCAAAUAUUGAUACACUGCCAGGGAACUUCUGUCUUAAUUUGAAAUUGCUCCCAGGAUCUCCCCAAAUGAUCUGAACUUCAAAUACAAUCUCAGCCACAAUUGACAGCUACAAAAAUGAGUACAGGUCACAUUAUCCUAGUUUUAAUGCCAGUGGUAAAGCCUUUGAACGAUUUGAUUCCCUGAAUGGACGCUGUAAGUCUUUGCAUUUAUAUAUUUUUGAAAUUAAUUAUCUUGAUUUUUAUCAUUGUUGUAACCUCGCUUGGAUUAUAGUCAUGCGAUUUGCACUUUUUACAAUAACUGCAGAUAUCAUGGA